Molecule: messenger RNA, 3019 nt
Organism: Morone saxatilis (striped sea-bass)
Lineage: Eukaryota; Metazoa; Chordata; Actinopteri; Moronidae
Product: zinc finger protein 497
Biological process (GO): regulation of transcription by RNA polymerase II
Molecular function (GO): DNA-binding transcription factor activity; RNA polymerase II cis-regulatory region sequence-specific DNA binding
Source: RefSeq, a predicted model, not a curated record
CAGUCAUGUCCAUUGAGUACACCAUUGAUAUCCAGCUAACGGAGUUGGGAUUUCCGGACAUCCUGCAGCCGGACACCUCUGUCAGGGAGACACCCUGUGGCUCCACACCACCUGAUGACUCAUUCUCACCCAGCCACUCCUCACUCCCAACCGCACACAAGCGAAGGCUGCUGGUCCGAGGCCAGCAGUCAGCGGAUGGUAAAGAAGCAGGUGCAGCAAAGCGCACCUCAGGUCCGGAACGAGCAUCGUCUCUGUCAGAGACGUUGCCCCGCAAGCCCCUAAGUCCUGCAAAAGGCGUGCAGGAUGAGCAGUGCGACAGAGGCACAGCGCCUCUCAGACUGCCGGAGCCCACGGUGAAUGAUGGUGCAGCUGGAGCAGAAACCACAGACCUGCUGCAGAGGGGACAGGAGGACAGCAGUGGGAGAGACGCAGAGGGUGGAGACGCUGCGGCAGAGGAUGGAACGGCGGAGCAGCAGGGCGUGGAGGAUGAUUCUGAUGACAGCGAGGUUUCAGGGGUGUACGAGGAAGAAGAGAUUGACGAGGAAGAGGAUGACGAGGAAGGACUAAAUGAGUCGAGUCAUUCAGGCGACUACCGCUGCAGCGUCUGUGAUCACCAGCUGCCCUCCAAAUUCAAGCUCCAGGACCACAUGAAUUUGCACACUGGAGCGCGCCCGUACUGCUGUGCCGAAUGCGGAAAGCGCUUCUGCCAGAUUUCCAACUACCGGGUCCACCUGCGCACCCACGCCCAGACCAAAGUGGAUCCCCUCUUGUGCCGUGUGUGCCUAAAGGGCUUUGCGUCACAGGACGAUCUGAAAGACCACUUGUCGAAAACUCACUUUGAGAACGAGUUUUACGAGUGUGACCUGUGCAAGCGUGUGUUCACGUCCCUGAAGGAGUGUGAAUAUCACGUGCAGUUACACAAAUGUAUGCUGAACGUUGUAUGUGAAGUGUGUGGCCGCAAUUUCUCCUCUUCAAAAUCCCUCGCACGCCACCGGAAGAAGACGUGCCAUCGCAGCUUUAAAUGCACAGACUGCACAAAGACGUUUACCAAAAAGAAUGCCCUCCUGAAACACAGCUUCUCCCACCUCGGCCUGUUGCCUUACACCUGUGUACGAUGCCGCCGGCACUUCCGCCUGGCAAAGCUGUACCGCCAACACAAGUGCGAACCCUUGCGCAUUCACUGCGUGGCGUGCCUGCGAGAGUUUCUCAGUGAGGCGGACUUCCAGCAGCACAAAAAGGACACGGGCUGCUGGGGCAAUCAGGAGCCUAAAGGGGAUGAGAUCAGGUGUUUGGAGUGUGGAGAGAAGUUUGACACUUCGGAGGAGCUGAAGAAACAUGCCGGGGCUCACCAAAGGGUGCUGAAGUGUGCAGAAUGUGGAAAGGGCUUCCGGUCGGCCCUGCUGCUGAUGUCCCACAUGGGGGGUCAUGCCGGCAAGUCGCCCUGCUUUUGUCAGAGCUGUGGACUGGGCUUUCCACACCAGCAGAACUAUGACAGCCACCUUAAGACCUGUGGACAAACACCCCAGCCUGCGAGCGCUCCCAAAAAACGCCAGGCCUCGAAGAGCUCUUCACCUGAGACAAAAAAGCUCAAAGCAAAACCAGACUCAUCGAAUCCACCAAACACAGUCACUCAGCCUGCUGCACCAGAGAAGGAUUCUCCUAGUCCAGGACUUGUGACAGAGGGUGCUGGCUCUGGUCCACCCGAUGGAUUGUGGAAGCUAACCCUCGACAAACAGCCACCUCCAGGUGUUAAACUUGUCUUGUUUCUUCCUGUCUGUCCGACUCAAACCACGGGCCUGACGCUCCCAUCGGCAGUCUCUCCGACACUCCCGGGUCCAGCUGUGCAGGUCUACCCUCAACACCUUGGAGUACCGCUAAAUGAACCCCUGGAUUUGGUAACCGGGAUCAAACGGGAUCCAGAAUGUGAAGCACCUCUGGAUUUGUCUAAUAAGUGUAACUCAUCUAAAUCUCCCCUGAGCAACAUUCCUCUUCUUCCCGUUAAAAGUGAGCCAGAAGAAUUUGAAAUCUCAGGAGAGGCUGGUAGCACCACAAGACAAAGCAAAGCAACUGUUAAACCAAAUCCAGGAGAGACGCAUAUAUGUACUGAAGUGAAGAAGUUAAAAGUGGAUCGCUCGCCUCCUAAUGUUAGUACAGCGUCCUCCGGACUAAUAAUAGACAUCAAGAGCGAGCCUCAGCCUCAGGGUCUUGAUAUUGAUGUGUGUCAGCUGACAGAGAGAAAUUAAGAUGGAGGUCGAUGUUUCAAGCGCUACUAAUGCUGAUGUAGACAAACCAAACAUUUUAUUUGAGGGCAAAAUAAAAAUAGAUUAAUACUCCAUCUGUGGUCACAUUCCCCUACUGGAGGACACAGCCACUGUUCUGCUGUACCUGUAGCCACAUAAACCAAAUAUGGAGGUGUUAUUCUACAGCCAGAACUAUAUACUGUUGAGUAUUGUAUAUAUUUCUGUCUAAUCAGUAUAUGUACCAUCAUACCCUUAUAUGGCAAAGCAGUUUUUCUACUUUUUCUAAACUCGGUGUCUUUCAAGCAGUCGACUGUGUGACUUUUGUUUUAGAGUCGGGAGGAUUUUUGUUUUGUUUCUUCUGUAAUUUAAACAACAUUCCAAGCUCUUGCGUAUUAUGGCAUUUGUCCUAUUUGCAUUUUGGGUAAAGCUUUUGGCUGGGGCACCAGAGCAGAGUGGUACUGUAAUAGUCAUGAAGCCUAUGCAAUAUUAUUAUUAAAAAUAUUCAGAUUUCUAUCUUUUUUAUGCACUAGUUUUUGUGUUGAGAAAUUGAAUCCUUAGUUUUAUUAAUGUGUAUUUGGAAUGAAAACACUGGAUUUCUUAGUGUUCAGCUGAAAACUUGAAAUAAUAAUGUGCAUUUUGUAAACAGGCAUCUGACCUUUUUACUACUAAGUUGAAUAUUUAAUGCAAAUAAUGGUACUGAUCAGUAAGGACAUUGUGUCACCUUGUUCUCUACAUUGCUGAAUCUUUAUAGCCUGCAGGUAUCUUUUGAUGUUUUUUUC